Cyprinodon tularosa is the source of this 3385-nucleotide messenger RNA. RefSeq names its product interleukin-6 receptor subunit beta. Gene Ontology annotation, molecular function: cytokine binding; cytokine receptor activity. The transcript has 15 exons. Lineage: Eukaryota; Metazoa; Chordata; Actinopteri; Cyprinodontiformes; Cyprinodontidae. The coding region runs from base 152 to 2452 and encodes 766 amino acids. The record is from RefSeq and is a predicted model, not a curated record. Gene Ontology annotation, biological process: cytokine-mediated signaling pathway. Gene Ontology annotation, cellular component: external side of plasma membrane; signaling receptor complex.
CAGAUGUUUAUCACGAACCGCACAUGUUGCACAACCGCAGCAGAGCAGCUCGAUGAGGUCCAUGUAGCGGAGAGAAACCCACCAUGCAGUCUGAGUGUUUGAGCUGGGUUGCUGCCAGCACCAUGGGAGAAACUGGGUGAGGGACCUUUGGAUGUUCAUGGAGCAAAGAUUAGCCGGGGUUUGGACCUGCCUGCUGGGGGCUGGACUUUUUCUGGCCUUCACAUCAGUAACAUCCAAGGCCAUCCCCGCACCGCCAAAGCUCAUCAAAUGUGAGUUCAUACAACGAAGUAACGUCACCUGCUAUUGGGAGCCUGGAGACAAUCCAGCCACAUUCUACACCCUUGAAGUUGUGAGAGUGCCUAGCUCAUGUGGUAUUCAUUACCAGAGUCCAAACUGCUCCAAAGCCUUAUUCACCUGUAGCACAUCUAGGUUGAGCUGCACAGCAAGCCUUACCUCUGGAAUCAAGUUUGACUUCUGCAUCACCGUUAUAUCACACAGUGUAAGUGGAAAUGUUUCAUCAGAACCUCGGUGUCAGCCUGCGAGAAAAGAAGUGAUCUUGCAUCCUGCGAUUUUGGACAACGUCCAACAGGUUAAUGGUUCCCCUAAGUGUCUGAAAGUGUUCUGGAGCACUAUCAUGGAUUUUAGCGUUACGGAGACAGAAAUCAAACAAGGGAACUUGAAUUCUCAAAUAGAGUUUGCAGUAAAGGGGCAGGCAAAUGUUCAGGUCAGGAAUGUAACAGUAACUGGAUACAGUUUCUUGGUGUGCUUCUUCAGUCCAGACACCUUCUAUAGAAUAAGGCUCAGACACCGCUACCAAGGUCCGGCAAGCCCAUGGAGCAAAUGGAGCAACGCAUGUGAGGGAACAACAGCAGAGGAUGUCCCAUCGGCUGCACCGGUGCUUUGGAGGGAGGAGGUACACGUCAGCAGGGACGGAGGGAGGCUCAUUUCUCUGCUUUGGAAGCCGUUACCUCGCCUCCUGGCUAAUGGCAGAGUUCGCCGCUACAAUGUGUAUUGUCGGAGAGAGAAUGGUCAGAUUCUUAAAGAUAAUGGAAGCUGCAGAACGCUCCUGGAUGUUAACACAUCUUGCAUAUUAGCUCUUCCUGCUGUGCGUUGCUCCUGUUCUCUGACAGCCUCCACCUCUGCAGGGACAUCGCCGGAAGACCGAGUCUGGAUCCCAGGCUCCUCUGAGACAGAGCCACCACCUCCAGUCAAAGUCACCGUCGAACCGCUGGCAGGGAACAGAAGCAUGGAGGUUCGCUGGACGUCUCCGCCAAAUCUUCCAGUGAGCGGCUUCGUUGUGGAGUGGUUAGCAGUGAGGGAAAAAACCAGCAGUGUUCUGUACUGGGAAAAGCUGAAUAGCUCCUGUACAAAGCUGGUUAUUACAGACGGAGUGAAGCCAGCAGAACGUUAUGCAGUCUCUGUCAAGGCUCUAUAUGGUGAACAAGGAGCAGGGAAGAAUGUGACACUCCAUGUUUAUACCCUGGAAGGAACACCCUCAGCAGGUCCUAAUGUGCAGGUGGAGCACAUUUCAGGCAGCUUGGUGGAGCUCAGUUGGAGUCCUGUUCCUGUGGAGCUGCUUCAUGGCUUCAUCAGAAACUACACCCUCUAUUACACCACCAAUAACCAACCAGCAAAGAGUAUAACGGUGCCUGGACAUGUUCACCGCUACACUCUAGAGAAUAUGUCACCUGGCAUUUAUGACAUUUUCAUGAGUGCCAGCACCAUCGCCGGAACUGGUCCGACUGGGAAUAGGACUAACGUGCACAUUGGCUCUGAGGAAACAUCAAUAGUGAUAUGGGUCGUCGUUCCGCUCCUGCUCAUUUUGGUGGUGCUGAUGGUGAUGGUUCUCCUGGCUCAGAUGAAGAUUGCAAAACAGAAGCUCUUUCAUAGGAUUCCUGAUCCUUCUAACAGCUCCCUGUCCCGCUGGAACCCUCAAGCUACCUGUGAGGGUAAGAAGUUGGUUGUGGAGCAAGAGAAGCCUGAAGUUAGCUUUCCUGAAGUCAUCGUGCUUGAUAAGCUGCAAGAUCUAGAGAGGACGCACAGCUAUGUACAGAUCUGUAAUCCUCAGAUCCUCCCUUACCUGCAUUCCUCUUUACCCCCCACCAUAGUAUCAGCUAAAGGCUACAUCACAAACAUGGCCAAGACCCCAUCUGCUAACGAUCUCGCCACCAGCCCCUGCAUCUACUCUAAUGUCCUCUGCAACCAGCUCAACCAGAGUCUACCUCAACUUGUCCUGCCGCCCUCUUAUCAAUAUAGUCAAAAUGGCACAGUCCACAUUAGUGACCUUAAGGAGCCACCAGAUGGAGACAGCGAGUCAUUAGCCUUUGAGUUUGCUUCUUCAGACCUGCAGAGAAACUUCAGACUUUUUCUGGAGCAGCUUGAAAGCCAUAAGUCACAAGAACUUGUUGUCCAUCCCUCUUACUUCUUCAUCAGACAGAGCUCCCCAGAUUGAAUCUCCACUAGGAUUCAACCUGGAAAAGUCUUUCUAAAAGAAAAUGGGACGUUUGAUAUUUGCUACUGUUAUCAAAUUAUGUUAACUAGCAGUUCAACAGGUGUAACUAAUAAAGCGACAUGUGAGCUUUCUUUUGUAGUCGGUAAUAAUACUGAUUACACUCUCAUGUAAAGGUGAGGAAGGCCCUUUGAGCCAUAUCAGCUAAAAUAAGAGCUGUUUACUAUUUAAAUGCAGUGACACGUUUAGUCUCUUUUUGAAUAGCUGUAUUGUUUCUUUUCUUGGUUUUAACAUCCAAACACUUGUUUUAAAAACCUUUCCGGGUUUAUCACUAUUUUCCUCAUUAAUUCAAUCAAGUAAGCUAAAGGUGGUAGUUUUCUGUGAAAAAAAAAACUUAUUGCCAAUAUAAAGUGUCAACGAAUUAAUAUUUCAAAUAGAUUGUUGAGUCCUUUUGUUUCUGUUUGCGCAAUUUUGAAGUUCUUGAAAUGUGAAUAUUUGGCAGUUAAUGCACACUUUAUGUUGUGAAUAAGAUAUGUCACAUGGGUUCCAAUGUAAAUAACAAACUUGUGCCAUUAAGCAACUCAGGUUUUUGUUUUUUUUUCUCGAGUGUUCUGCUAUAAGUAUGCUGAUGAAGCUAAAAUGUAUAAUUCCAGUGUGUGAGCAGAUCGAAAUCUAAAAUUGAAUGUAUGUUUGAUAUAACUGUAUGUACGCAAUGCUUUCUGUAUGUUUGUAACAUGCCUCUUUUACAUCUUGCAUUCUGGACUGUGACCUUGGUGAACCUCUAUUAGCUUCUUUAUGUAGUUUUUAGAUCGGUCACAAUAAACAAAAAACAAACAGUUCAACUGGAAUUCAAUUUUAUAAUAAUAAUUAAUCUUUCUAGCGUUUUCUGAUUAGUAUUGCAUCUGUGAUUUCAUUAAAACAUCUUCCUUUUCUUGA